Messenger RNA from Hevea brasiliensis (rubber tree), 925 nucleotides. RefSeq lists its product as uncharacterized. Gene Ontology annotation, biological process: ribosomal large subunit assembly; translation. Gene Ontology annotation, molecular function: structural constituent of ribosome; rRNA binding. The transcript is spliced from 3 exons. NCBI's taxonomy places the organism in Eukaryota, Viridiplantae, Streptophyta, Magnoliopsida, Malpighiales, Euphorbiaceae. Gene Ontology annotation, cellular component: ribosome. The record is from RefSeq and is a predicted model, not a curated record. Bases 302 to 679 code for a protein of 125 amino acids.
UUUCUAUUCCACUCCCUGCAAAAUUAAGGAUGGUAAGGAUUAAACAAUGCAAUUAUGCAAACAAGCAAAAGGGAGAUAAGAUAAGAGAGAACCUAUACCCUUUCGGCUCCAGUUCAGAUGUGCGAGGGUUCUACUGUGUUCGCUAAACCCCCGCUUAAGCCAUCGCUGCUCUUCUCCUUUCCGACCACGAAGACCCCUGUUGCUGUCGCGCAACUCUCCUUCGUGAUCUCCUCUCAUCUCAGUCUCACAGAGAAGAAACCUCGUUUGUGCUCUUCUUCGAUUGGAAACGGAGAGGAGAAAGAUGAACAAGAAAGAGGUACUAAAACUAGCAAAAGGUUUUAGGGGAAGAGCAAAGAACUGCAUUCGUAUAGCAAGAGAAAGAGUGGAGAAGGCCUUGCAGUAUUCCUACAGAGACCGUCGCAACAAGAAGCGAGACAUGCGGUCUCUCUGGAUUCAACGCAUAAAUGCCGGCACCCGUCAACAUGGUGUUAACUAUGGGAACUUCAUGCAUGGUCUGAUGAAGGAGAACAUUCAGCUGAACAGGAAAGUUUUGUCAGAGUUAUCUAUGCAUGAACCGUAUAGUUUCAAGGCCCUCGUAGACAUAUCUCAUAAUGCCUUUCCUGGAAACAAAAAUGUGGUCCUUCCUCCCAGGAAGGUAAACAUUUCAAUUAAUGUAUAACUGAUAGUUUUGGUUGCUCAUCCUUCCACUACCAGGGUUUUCUAUGCAUGAACCAUAUAGUGUCAAGGCCCUCAUAGACAUAUCUUGUAAUGCCUUUCCUGGAAACAAAAAAUGCCGUACUUCCUCUCAGGAAGCUAAAAAUUUCAGUUAAUGUAUAACUGGUAGUUUUGGUUGCUUAUCCUUUCACUGCCAGUCUGGUUUUUUUCUGAAACAAACCUUUAAAUAAUUGACUUUAUAUUUUCUUUA